GGAGGGAUAAAUAGACAACCAAUUAAACAACGAAUGGAGCAGAAACGACAAAGGAAAUAACAUUCACACGCCUGAACUCUGUUAGAAGCUGUUUUGUUUUACCGACCAAACCGCAGCUUAAGUUACAGCUAAGUUAGCUAGCAACGAGGGAAACAAGAGCUAGCUAUGUUCCUGUCUUAAAUGACCAGUUAGCUAACUUACUGAAGACAAAGUGGACUCAGACUGACAACAUAAAACAAGCUCGUUGGCGUUUCCCUGAUCAACCUUAGGAUGGCCCAGUGGGACAGGCUGAGGCAGCUGUCUGCUGCGUACAGACAGCAGCUACAUGAGCUCUACGACAGGGAUGCUUUGCCUAUGGAUGUUCGCCACUACUUGUCAACCUGGAUAGAGAAGCAGGAGUGGCAACGAGCAGCACGGGACCAUGACUUGGCCAUGGUGCUUUUCCAGGUCAUGUUGGAGAAUCUGGAUAUCCAACACAGCCGCUUUGUCCAGGAGGAGUCAUUUUUAAUGCAGCACAACAUCAGACGUUAUAAACAAAAUUUUCAGAGGUACCUGGAUGACCCGUGUGCCUUGGCAAGCACAAUCCUGUGGUUUUUGGAAAAAGAGAAGGAAAUCCUGCAGAGUGCUGAACUUGCUGAGCAGGUCCAGCUUCUGCAUGUAGAGCAGGAAGCUAUGGAGAUAAGUAGCCAGCAGGACCUUGAACGUAAAAUCGCUGGCCUCCGGAAUGAAGUGCAGUGCAUGGAACACACAGUGUUGUGUCUGGAGGAGCAGCAAGACGAGUUUGAUUUUAAAUACCAAACUCACAAGAUGGAAGCUGUGGUUGAUGAGACUGUGAGAAAAGAUCAAAUGAGAGUUCUUCAGCUACUUGUCAACAGACUGAAUGAAUUUAGAAAGAGCACACUGGCCGACCUAAAUAAGCUCCUGAAGAGGACUGAGGACGUGAUCGACACAUUGGUCAAGAAGGAGCUGGUGGAGUGGCAGAGGAGGCAGCAGAAAGCCUGCAUUGGUGCUCCAGACAACGUUUGUGUGGAUCAGCUUGAGAAGUGGUUCACCAGUGUGGCAGUGUGUCUGUUCCAGGUGCGGGAGUUUCUUGGCAAGCUGGAGGAGCUCGUCGGAAAAGUGUCCUAUGACAACGACCCGGUGAAGGCCCAAAAACCCGUACUGCAGAAUAGAGCAGACACUCUUCUGAAAGCCUUACUGAAGAGUUCAUUUGUAGUUGAGACUCAGCCAUCCAUGCCUCAGGGGAAAGGACCCCUGGUGCUUCGCACAAACGUCCAGUUCUCUGUCAAGACCAGACUUCUCGUUAAGUUUCCUGAGCUGAACCACUCCAUGAAAGUGAAUGUGUCCAUGGACAAGGAUGCUCCUCAGAUCAAAGGAUAUCGGCGUUUUAAUGUUCUGGGGACCAAAACCAAGGCCUUGAACAUGGCAGAGAGCCAGAGUGGAGGCAUGGUGGCAGACUUCAGACAUCUGACUCUGAAGGAGCAGAAGUGUGGAGGUGGUGGCAAAGGAGUCAGUGAUAUUUCUCUCAGUGUUACAGAGGAGCUGCACAUCAUCUACUUCCACACUGUAUUUGAGUUGAAGGGCCUGUCGGUUGAAUUGCUGGCUUCUUCCCUCCCGGUGGUCAUCAUCUCCAACUCCAGCCAGCAGCAGAGCGCCUGGGCGUCUGUCCUCUGGUUCAACAUGCUCAGUCAGGACACCAAGGACGUCAUGUUCUUUGCCAACUCUCCUGCAGCCCCUUGGCCACAGUUUGGAGAGAUGUUGAGCUGGCAGUUUCUCUCUGCCACUAAACGUGGCCUGAAUGAUGCUCAGCUGGAUAUGAUUGCACACAGACUCUUUGGAACGAGGCAGAACUAUGACACCAGCAAAGUAGCUUGGUCAAAAUUUUGCAAGGAAAAUACACCUGACACUUUCUAUGUGUGGUUUGAUGGCAUUUUGGUGAUGGUGAAAACAUACCUUGAAGACCUGUGGAGGGAUGGCCACAUCAUGGGUUUUGUGAGCAAAGGCAAAGAGAAGGCCCUCCUGAAGAAAAAACAGAGAGGCACAUUCUUGUUGCGAUUCAGUGAAAGUGUCAUUGGAGGAAUCACCUUCUCUUGGGUGGAAACCACCAUGACUGGUGAGCCUGACGUGAAGACAGUCCAACCUUUCACCAAAGUUGACCUUUCCCAGAUCCCCUUCCAUGAAAUCAUCAGGAAUUUCCAGAUCUUAGAAGCAGAAAAUAUCCCAGAAAACCCUCUACUUUACCUUUAUCCCAACACUCCUAAAGAUGAGGCUUUCGGAAAAUACUACUCUGAGAAGACUGGAAGUAAGGAUGACAAUCCUUACAUAAAAUACAUCAAAACGAAGCUGGUGUUUGUUUCAAAGGAGAACACACUGGAGGCUAGGUCACCCAUGUCCUCUGACAUGGCACAGGGUGAAGGCAUGGAGCCAAUGAAUGGCCUGUGUGGAGAGGCAGCUGAACCAAACGGGAAUCCUCAUCCUUUAAAUUCGCCUUUGGAAACAUAUGACCCUGAUCCCAUGCUGUCUGCCCCUGUUGGAGCCGUGGACGAAGAUUUACUGAUGUAUCUCAACAACCCCAACCUCUUUCUUGACUCUGACGUCUUGCAAGAUGAGUCGGUGCUGCCUGAUUUCAGUCUUCAAGGGUUUAACUGCCUGCCCCCACAAUCCUGCGGAAGUAUUUUCCAAUAAGCCCCAGUUGUGUAAAUUUAACCAAUGCACUGUAUCAUUCAGCGAGAGCUUUACUUUUAGCCAGGGAUGAACCGAUCUGAUACUGAUAUUGGAUAUCAGCUUGAUACUGACUCAAAUAGCUGGAUUGGAUAUCGGUAUGACAAGGGGGCCCAUCUAUUCAAUUAAAUUAUGUGCAUACUAUGCGAUGCAUCUGCUGUGCACUGGUAGACCCAAAUGUUUUGCUAGGAGAGCUAAUACAGCAUUUUGUUUCAGAAAGUUAGGAAGCAAUGUUUAAGUCAUUCAUGAUGUUGCCGUACACAUAAAAUAAUUAUUCUUAGUCUCUUCCUCACAGUGAGGAAUACAGAUUAUUAAUUUUAGACUGGUGUCUGAUACCUAAAGCUCAUGUAUUGGUAUCGGGACUGAAAAAGUCAGAUCGGUGCAUUCCUACUUUUAGAUACUUGCAUUACAAUAUCCAUGUCACAAAUUUGUAGCAUGCAUAGCAAAAGCAGUAUUAACAUGGUAGUUUGCUUUGAAUACUGUUUUAAUUUGCAAUACCUGACACCCCUCUGAUAAUCCUGACAGUCAAUAUUUUAAACAGCUUUUUCAGUCAGAAUUUGAGAGCUUGUGUGCACUUUUAUUGUGUUGUGCUGUUGUUGAAAAUAAUUCACUGAGACUGAAACAGAUUUUGCUGGAGACCCCUUGGAACCUCCUCAAGGACCCCUGAGGGGUUAUUUUCUCCAUAAAAUGAUCUAUUUUCACCCAAAUCAUUGAAUGAAGUUGUUGUUUGUGUACAGUAAUCAGUGAGGCCCAGAAACAGUCCGAGGUACCAUGCUGUUGCUAACUAGCUAAUGUUAACUCUGGGCCGCUAAAAGUUUGAAAAGAUUGAUUGAUGAAUAGAUGUGAUAAUGUUACUGGUUGAAAAUUGGUUGGCUUACAUACACACAUGUGCUAUUUGGUUUUACAGAAGAAAACAUGGUUGGAUUUGGAAGAGUACAUAGAAAUUGAUUUCAUUUUUAGGCUAUGUUGUUAAAUAGGUGCACAUUAUUGCUGGGGAUGCGAUCUAAAGGGGGUAAAAGGCAUUUUUAUUUCAUCUACACUUGAAGUUUCUUUUUCAUUAGAGUACAUUGCGUAGACUGCACAUAAUUUAUUGUUUCAAUGUUUGUUUUGAUGUUGCCACUUAAAGCUUGUUUAAACUACUGAAACAUGUUUAUGUCCCUUUAAGUUAUAUGCUUUUAUAUUAACCUGCUCUUUUAAAUCAAAAUGAAACGUUCUCACCAAUAAAAGGGAAAUGGAGAUCAUGA
Messenger RNA from Micropterus salmoides (largemouth bass), 3965 nucleotides. It is a transcript of the gene stat2, whose product is annotated as signal transducer and activator of transcription 2. Bases 271 to 2685 code for a protein of 804 amino acids. Lineage: Eukaryota; Metazoa; Chordata; Actinopteri; Centrarchiformes; Centrarchidae. Gene Ontology annotation, molecular function: RNA polymerase II cis-regulatory region sequence-specific DNA binding; DNA-binding transcription factor activity, RNA polymerase II-specific. Gene Ontology annotation, biological process: regulation of cell population proliferation; response to peptide hormone; defense response. The transcript is spliced from 24 exons. The record is from RefSeq and is a predicted model, not a curated record.